Molecule: messenger RNA, 2283 nt
Organism: Branchiostoma belcheri (Belcher's lancelet)
Lineage: Eukaryota; Metazoa; Chordata; Leptocardii; Amphioxiformes; Branchiostomatidae
Exons: 7
Coding region: 598-2283 (561 amino acids)
Biological process (GO): regulation of apoptotic process
Molecular function (GO): protein binding
Source: RefSeq, a predicted model, not a curated record
GGCCAGGUAUAUUAAAUUAUUAUAUAUAAGGUAUGAUAUGUAGGGUGCGACUCCCUUUUCCCCGACGACCUUACCUGUGAUCGGACUGUUGGACUUGGGGUCGGACUAGUCUUCGUGUGCAAACGCGCAACAUGGACAAAAACUACUCUGGAAUUUUCCAUCUGCUGAUAUUUUCAGGCAAUCCUGCUUGUUUUUAGGUGAUUUUAUGUUCAUGACAGGGAAACUGCGCUCCUACAUAGUAACUCGAGGCGAACUUGGACGCAGGACUGCGUCAUUGGAUUGUGACGCCCACUUCCGUGUCGGACAGUACCACACAAAGCCGAAAAUUUACCGGGAUAUACUAGUAGUUUGUCAAUCCUCCUUUUUAAAAGCUUUAGGGUACGUAAGACAGUUAAAUUAGCUACCGUACCGUAGUGGACGAGAACGGUUUGACCGAGCUGGCCAGUUGCACAACUUCGGGGACGUCAUCAGAAAGAAUUGGUCAAAACAGGAACUGUAUAAAGGGCGGGGUGUUCUGCCCCCAGACUAGCAGGUGAAAUCCCUCAGUAACAAGCGGAACUUUGUACUACCGAGGAAAAAAGAAGACAGCCAACAACAAUGGCCUCACCAAUGGAGUCUGAGGAAGAUGACUCACAAGCAAUGAGGCCUGAACUUUCCCUGCGUAGCAAGCUGUACGCAAAGAUCAGUGAAAAUUUGUCUGAAGAUGAUGUGGAAAACUUGCGACAGAUGUUGAUUACCGAUGAACUCAUAGGUAGAGUAAGGGUUCAGAAUGCACAGCCCCAUGAAAUCUUCAAUAUGUUGGAAGAUGGUGGCAGAAUAGGUGUGGGAAAUCUGGGGUUGCUGAAGGAACUGUUGAGAGCCCUUAGGAAAGGGAAACUGGCAGAAGAAGCUGAGGCUGUGGAAAAUGAAGAGGGCAUGAAAGUUUCUGUGAGUAUGAACAAGAGAACUGCUUCAGAGGACAUGCUUGUACAAGCAGCUGGCAGUACUAAACAGCUGAAGGUGGGCAGUGAUGAUGCGGGAUCGGAUCACUCUGACAGUUCUACAGAAAGUGGCAUAGGAUGUUCAGCCUCCGCUUCACAGGACAUGGAGAUACAGGAUUCAGAGAGUGGUAGAGACCUUGCAGCAUCUGCUGAAGACAUUACGGAUGGUUCAGAGAUCACAACAGUAGGAGACGUGUACAAGCGAAUCGACUACCUUCGAACAGAGAUUGCAAAACUGACCAGGUAUCCAAAGAAUAUCUCAAAAGCAAAAAAUAUUGCUUGUUCAAAAGCAUCAAGAGAGUUAAUCUAUCUCAUGCAACUUUUGAGUGAACAAGGGACUGGAGAACUUAGGGUGGACAUUGCACUAUUGGACACUGGGACACAACAAGAGUUUCAAAAGAGAUAUGAAACAGGUGCUCUAGGCCAGAAGAUACAGAAGGAAGUCAAACAGAUCAUGCGAUCAACCAGCGAUGACAUAGUGCAUGUGACACCUGAUGUCAGAGUAGACUUCAGCCAACCCACAAAUGAAAGCACAAAUAGCAGUCCAGAACAACGUGCCAUUAUCAAGGUGACAGCAGAAGAUGUACAGCUUGAAGACAGUUGUAGGUUGGACAAAGACUCUGCUGUUAGGCAGCUGUUCAAGUAUCUUGUCCAAAAUACAGAGAAGCUGCACCCCAUCAUGGACUAUCUUAACAGCUUUCGUGUGCAAAUAAGAUCCAUAUCAUUUGGAUCCAUUGAGUUUGAAUGCAUCUGCCUAACAUCAGAGUCUGCAGUCCGCUUGCAAGAGGAGUACGAUGGUCAGAGACUACAUGCCCAGUUUCAGAGGGUGACCUCAAGCCGUACCAUUGUGACAAAAUUUGGCAUCAAGUCCAUUUCCUUGGCUGUCCAGCUCACAUUUGCAGAUGAAGGGCCAUGGCUACCUCUGGAGCCACACAUCUAUACCUGUAGCAAUAUGCUAGAGGAACUUCAGCUUGAUGACACAGACCUUCCAGAAGAAGAAAACAACCAGGAAACACCUGUACAGACAGAUGACAGCAAUGAUGCUCAUCUAGUAACCCACCUUGGCAAACUGCAAAUAGCAGAUGAAACUGCAGAAGCAUUGCCAGAACAGAGUGCUGCCAUCCUACCCACUUCUGACCAACCAUCCACUGUCCAAUAUGCUAGUACAACCGACCUGCCCACCAGCCAACUAUCCAGCACUGCCCCUAUGGUUCUAUGCAAAACUGACAUCUACACCACUGAACAAAGCACAGGUCGACCACCAGGGCCAGCUUUGACUGACUCAAUGACUACAAGUGAGUAA